AUAAUAAUAAUGACGAAAGAAGGGAAUGUGAUACUAAACGGAGUUCCUCCGUCAAGUGUGGAGUUGCUCUAUCCCUCUCGGAAAAGCUAAGAAUAAUAAGAAAGAUGAGACAGAUUGGAGUUUGUCUCAGCCCCAAGUAAUCUCUCUUCCCUCUCUCUAUUUCUCUCCAUUCCCACUACCAAUCCACUCCCACAAUCCUCACUUCCCAAUUCAUUUCCCAGGGUAAGUUUAUGGUUUGAGAAUUUGAGCUCAUCUUUACUUUUGGGGUUGAAUUUGAUGGAAGUGGAUGGAGGAAGAAUCUUAAAAGUAUCUAGUGGUGCUCAAUCUAUACCACGACAUUCCAGAAAACAUAAAGCUUUCUAUCAAUUUACUCAGCAGAGUCUCCCUGCUUGUAAACCUGUCCUCACACCAGCAUGGGUGAUUACUACAUUUUUAUUGAUGGGUGUCAUUUUCAUACCUAUUGGGCUUAUUACUCUUCAUGCCUCUGAGAAUGUUGUUGAAAUAGUGGACCGAUAUGAUACUGAAUGUGUCCCAGAAGCAUUCAGAAGCAAUAAGGUGGCAUAUAUCAAAGAUAACUCGAUUCCCAAAAACUGUUCACGGUACUUGAAGGUCUACAAGCAUAUGAAAGCUCCAAUAAAUAUCUACUAUCAGCUUGAUAACUACUUUCAGAACCACAGACGGUAUGUCAAAAGUAAAAAUGAUCGACAGCUUUUACAUGGAUUGGGGUACAAUGACACAGGCUCCUGUAAACCUGAGGAGUCCAACAAUGGUCUUCCAAUUGUUCCUUGUGGUUUAAUAGCAUGGAGUUUGUUUAAUGAUACAUAUACUCUUAUUCGUGGAAGAUCAGAGUUAAAGGUCAACAGGAAGAACAUAGCAUGGAAGAGUGACCGUGAUCACAAGUUUGGGAAGAGUGUAUAUCCCUUCAAUUUUCAGAACGGCACCUUGAUGGGUGGUGGAAAGCUACACCCAAGAAUCCCUCUAAGUGAUCAAGAAGAUCUUAUUGUAUGGAUGCGGACAGCUGCGCUCCCCAGUUUCCGUAAGUUGUAUGGUAGAAUUGAAGAGGAUUUGAAUGCAGAUGAUGUUGUGGUAGUCAAUGUAACGAACAACUACAAUACUUAUAGUUUUGGAGGGAAAAAGAAGCUUAUUCUUUCAACAACAGGCUGGUUAGGAGGAAAGAACAACUUCCUUGGGCUUGCCUGCACUUCUGUUGGUUCAAGUUCCAUAUUCAUCUCUAUUGUCUUCUUGCUGCUCCACAUGAAAAAUCCCAGGAUUCUAUAAUUGCUGAAAUGGGUUACCUUCUCAAGUUUGCCCUGCUGGCUGUCAGACUCAUUCGGCACUGUAGGGAAACAACUUUUUGGUACAUCUUGGAACAACAAAAGCAUGUCCAGUUGAAGAGGCGAUGGUACUAUAUGCGUAGUUUGGAUUGAGUGGACUAAUGAAGUUAUGUGACCUCCAGACAGAUAGCACAUGUACUGUAAAACGUCUGGGUAAAUUGCAAAAUGUACAUGGAAAGAGUGAAAGGGGAUCAUUUUUUGUGAAAUAUGAAGAAGAAAAACAACAUCCGAGCCCCAAGGUAGUUAGGUACGUGUUAUACUUGCGAUAUAGCAUUUCUUUGGUCACUAAUGACUGAUGUUUCGCUGUAUUCUUGUACUAUA
Messenger RNA from Rosa chinensis, 1655 nucleotides. Its product is annotated as putative ALA-interacting subunit 2. Bases 277 to 1278 code for a protein of 333 amino acids. The transcript is spliced from 10 exons. NCBI's taxonomy places the organism in Eukaryota, Viridiplantae, Streptophyta, Magnoliopsida, Rosales, Rosaceae. The record is from RefSeq and is a predicted model, not a curated record. Gene Ontology annotation, cellular component: Golgi apparatus; plasma membrane; endoplasmic reticulum.